GUGACGCAGACAAUGAAAGAGUCUACUGCAAUCCUUUGCCAUGCCCAUCUGAGCUCCCAGUCAUGUGUGAUCAGCCUGGCCAGAUUAAAGUGGCUGAAAAAGUAGGAUGCUGUGAAAUAGACAAAUGUGUAUGUGAUGUCACCACAUGUCCAAUCCGCUCUUGUCCAGUUGGUUACAUUCAAGAGACUGAAGUGGGGGCGUGUUGCCCUAAGUGUGUUCCUAAAGCUGUUUGUGUAUACAAUAACGCGGAAUACUUGCCGCACAGCAGUGUGCCUAUGAGACAUUGUGAAACCUGUCUGUGUAGUGACAAACUGGAAAAUGAUGGCAGCUUACACAGGAUCGAAUGUGAGCCUAUUACAUGUGACACUUACUGUCCACAGGGCUUCGAGCCAGUUUUGCCACCAGGAGAAUGCUGUGCAAAGUGUGUGCAGACCAUGUGUGUGGUUGUGUAUUCAGGAAACCUCACACACUCUAUUCCUGUCAAUGGUAUCUGGAGUCCACCUGGGAACAAGUGUGUAAAGUAUGAGUGUGUGAAGGUCGGGAGCAGGUUCAUCACUAUGGAGGCCAGAACACUCUGUCCUCCCUACAACCCCAAUGACUGCAUUCCUGGGACAGAGGUCAUUGCACCUGAUGGUUGCUGCCAUUUGUGUGUAAGGAAAUGCAACCGGACAACGGAAUCUACAUACCUGCAGCAUAAUGGCUGCACCUCCUCCCAGAAGGUUGACUUGACAACUUGUCAAGGUCUUUGUCCAACAUUCUCCUGGUUCUCUCGGAGUACAAGCACGUUUCAGCCCUCCUGUUCCUGUUGCCAGGAGAUUACCACCAGCAAAAGAGAGGUGGAGAUGGUCUGCCCUGAUGGCUCAAAGUUCAGUUAUUCAUAUAACUACAUUGAGCAAUGUGGCUGUCUUCAGUCAACAUGCACCACUAUGGAAAAAACAGUGACUAAAAAGCUACAAAGAAGGCGUUAAUGAGUUAGCGCUACA
Molecule: messenger RNA, 983 nt
Organism: Alosa alosa (allis shad)
Lineage: Eukaryota; Metazoa; Chordata; Actinopteri; Clupeiformes; Clupeidae
Product: intestinal mucin-like protein
Exons: 9
Coding region: 63-968 (301 amino acids)
Cellular component (GO): extracellular matrix
Molecular function (GO): protein binding
Source: RefSeq, a predicted model, not a curated record